GCUCCUGUUAAGGUAUUCGAACUUCGCUCAAAGAACAAAGAUGGAUUAUUAAAACAACUUGAAGAACUUAAACAAGAAUUAGCUACAUUGAAAGUUCAGAAAAUUGCUGGCGGUAACGCUUCAAAGUUAACAAAAUUAUGUGAAGUUCGUAAGUCCAUUGCCAAGGUUAAGACCGUUAUUUCGCAAAAUCAGCGCGACAAUCUACGAGUCUUCUAUAAAGGUAAAAAAUAUAUACCACUCGAUCUUCGGCCUAAAAAAACUCGAGCUAUUCGACGUAAAUUGACAAAGGAUGAAGCAUCACGAAAGACCAGGCGUGCUCAUAUCAGAUCACUCCAUUUCCCUCAGCGUAAAUAUGCGAUCAAGGCAUAG
Messenger RNA from Racocetra persica, 369 nucleotides. NCBI's taxonomy places the organism in Eukaryota, Fungi, Glomeromycota, Glomeromycetes, Diversisporales, Gigasporaceae. The record is from the annotation of a GenBank genome assembly.